AUUCACUGCUUCAAUGAUGUUCGAGCCUCAUGCAAAACUGUUCCGAAUCUUACAAAAGCCCAACUUGAAUUAUGUUACAGAGCGAAUGAUGUGACAAUGGCAGCAAUAGAAGGACUGGAGCUGGCAGUAAAAGAAUGUCAACAUCAGUUUCGAUGGAAUCGUUGGAACUGUUCAUCGUUAAGUACAAAAAGUCGCAAUCCACACUCAUCAAAUUUAUUUAAAAGAGGUUAUCGUGAAAGUGCAUUUGGACAUGCGAUUUCUGCUGCUGGUGUUGUUCAUAAUGUCGCAAGAGCAUGCAGCCAAGGGAGAUUAUUAUCAUGUGGUUGUGAUCCGAAUUCAAAUCGAAAAGGUCUAACAAAAUCACUGAGAGAAAGUUUAGAGAAGGAGAAGAAAAAGUUCCUCGAUAAUGUUGUUGAAAGUCCAUUCAUCGUUGAUAAAACUUUUGAAGCGACUCAUAGAAUCAACACAAAUGAAGUCAUGUCAAAGAAAAAGCUCAAACAGAAACUAGCAAACCGAUGGAAAUGGGCUGGUUGUUCACACAACAUCGACUUCGGAAUUGAGUUCUCUGAAAUGUUUCUAGAUUCACGUGAGAAGGCGGGCGAUAUUCAAUCCCAAAUAAAUCUUCACAACAAUAAAAUCGGUCGUGUGACGGUGGCCAAGAACCUCGUUAGUCGUUGUAAAUGUCACGGGCUGUCGGGUAGCUGUCAAUUAAAAACCUGCUGGAAGGCAGCGCCCGACUUUCGUAUUGUUGGAAAAGUCUUGAAGCAACAAUUUCGACGCGCAAUUCUCGUCGAUCAGUCCAACUUUGGUAACGGAAUGAUUGUGUAUAAAAAUGGUGGUAAAAAGCGCAAAUCAAAAUCUCUACAAAAUCGACCUUCAGUUAUUCGCAAUAAAUUUCAACACAAUGCUGAAACAUGGAAAAGAAAAACAAAGCGAAAUCGUCUGGACAAUUCACUUUUUUACUUUCAAAAGUCGCCCAACUUCUGUGAGAAAGACGUUCUUUCAGACAUUCCUGGCACUCAUGGUCGUCGAUGUAAUCGAACAAGUGCGGGCAGCGACUCUUGUUCGUCGUUAUGUUGCGGUCGAGGCUAUAAUUUAAUAAAGGAAGUGACUAAUCAAAGAUGUAACUGCAGAUUCCAUUGGUGCUGUUUCGUCGAAUGUCAAACAUGUGAACAUGUCGAGUGGAUAAGUUUAUGUAAUUAA
Clunio marinus is the source of this 1203-nucleotide messenger RNA. NCBI's taxonomy places the organism in Eukaryota, Metazoa, Arthropoda, Insecta, Diptera, Chironomidae. The record is from the annotation of a GenBank genome assembly.